Messenger RNA from Dovyalis caffra, 1593 nucleotides. The record is from the annotation of a GenBank genome assembly. Lineage: Eukaryota; Viridiplantae; Streptophyta; Magnoliopsida; Malpighiales; Salicaceae.
AUGGAAGAGAUACAAUCUCAAUCAGAUAAUUACAGAUCUUCUUCAUCUUCAGCGAGUAGUCCUGCAAGUAGGGUGCCAUCAAGUAACUUCUUCUAUUUGCGGAAGCCUGGUUCACUUAGACAACCUAUCUCGUUUGAGGAUUCACCAGAGUGGGAGGAUACGGAUAUUGAUGUUAGGGUGGAGGAAGGAGGUGACUCUAUCAAUGUUGCUACAACACCAGCAUCUCCAUCUUUGUCGAAGCUUAAUAGUGGGUCAUUGCCAUCCCCACCAUUACCAGAGGGUGCAGUUGUUGUAAGAAAAAUUGCAGGGGCUUCUGUUGUUUGGAAAGACUUGACUGUUACAAUCAAAGGGAAAAGGAAGUACUCAGACAAAGUUAUCAAGAGCUCUAGUGGUUAUGCAUUGCCUGGGACAAUGACAGUCAUCAUGGGUCCUGCAAAAUCAGGGAAAUCCACGUUGCUAAGGGCUAUUGCAGGGAGGUUGCAUCAUUCAGCCAGAAUGUAUGGUGAAGUUUUUGUGAAUGGUGCAAAAUCACGAAUGCAUUAUGGCUCAUAUGGUUUUGUUGAGAGGGAAACUACUCUGAUAGGGUCUCUCACCGUCCGAGAAUACUUAUACUACUCCGCACUGCUUCAACUUCCUGGCUUCUUCUGCCAGAAAAAGAGUGUGGUAGAGGAUGCCAUCCACGCCAUGUCUUUGAGUGAUUAUGCAAACAAACUUAUUGGAGGACAUUGUUAUUUUAAGGGCCUUCCAAGUGGCGAGAGAAGGCGGAUUAGCAUUGCUCGGGAGCUUCACUUCUCAAAUGCUGGAUUUCCUUGCCCAAUUAUGCAAAGUCCUUCCGAUCACUUCUUACGUGCAAUAAACACAGAUUUUGACAGGAUCAUUGCAAUGUGCAAAAAUUGGCAGGAUGACCAUGGAGAUUUUUCAUCAGUGAACAUGGACACUGCUGUUGCCAUACGUACCCUGGAAGCAACCUAUAAAUCAUCAGCUGAUGCUGCAGCAGUUGAAACCAUGAUAUUGAGACUCACUGAAAGGGAAGGUCCACUUCUUAAAAGCAAGGGAAAAGCUGGCAACGCUACAAGGAUUGCAGUUUUGACGUGGAGAUCUUUGCUAAUUAUGUCAAGGGAAUGGAAAUACUACUGGCUUCGUCUUAUUCUCUAUAUGCUUCUUACCCUCUGUAUUGGUACAGUUUUUUCAGGCUUGGGGCAUUCUUUGUCUUCAGUUGUGAUAUAUGCAUGUGAAGAACCAAAUAGGCAUUCAGGAGCACUUGUCUUAAUGAUGCUUUCUGCCGGGUAUUUUAGAAUUCGAAGUGCAUUGCCAGGACCAGUGUGGACAUAUCCAGGGCUUUUGGAGAACGAGUACCUGGGAACUUCGUAUGCUGUUGGGCAAGUAAGGACCAUUUCAGGAUUGCAGGCCCUCCAGAGUGCAUAUGAUAUCUCUCCUGACAGUAAUUCCAAAUGGGAGAAUUUGUUGGUUUUGUUUCUCAUGGCGACUGGGUAUCGCAUUCUAGUGUUUGUUGUACUGCAUUUUCGGGUAGGGAAAAAUGAAUCCAUGCUUAAGUUUUGCCGGUGUAAUCGGGAUACAGACAAUCCAAGAUGA